CUCCAACUAUUCCCAAUAGUAACAGCACAUCGUGUUUGGACCCUCUGUGAGCGUGCUAUGUUCUGGUCGGAUAGUGAUACUGACUACUCCGACUCCCGGUGUACCCACUGUGACCGGGAGCUUCCAAACCAAUACGUGCUGCGACAACAUCGCCGUGACGCCUCCAACCAUCAUCCAUGUGAGUCAUGCGACUUUGUUGGAGCAACUCGCGCAGAGUUGUUCACACAUCACGACCAGACAAGACACGCUGCGAUUUGCCGCGGCUGCAACGAUGGGAGGGGACGCAUCUGAGGCUCGGAAUCGCAAGAGUAUCUCUAUCACCUGGCAGACAAGAAUGUUUGUGGGCUUUGUGAGACACAUUCUGAAACUCUGAGCAACCUUGAACAUCAUGAAAUGACACAUAUAGAGCGGAUAAUUGAAAGUUAUGGCUGCUACCGGAAGUUCCCCACAUAUCCUGCUAUGAUAAUCCACAUCGAGGCCGCUACGUGCGUUUCUGGAAUUGACAUACGCGAUUUAAACCAGUCGGCUGCUAUGUGUCUUCAGUGGAAGGCGUACUUUGAUCAAGAUUAUCACCAAGAACUACUCGAGCGUGUUGAUCUAGAAGCAAUGUAUAGACGUGUGUACCCGUUUCGAUUUCCAGGCUGCAAGUUGAGCUUCACAAAGCUAUCAGGUCUUUUUCAGCACGUGUACAGUAAUGCAUGUCGCCAGGAUGUGCAUGAGGGUGAGAUGGGCACGUUGAUCAAAUGGCUAGAGAAUCGCCAUGAUAUAUGACUUGAGAUAAGGAGG
This is a messenger RNA of Bipolaris sorokiniana ND90Pr, 786 nucleotides long. RefSeq lists its product as uncharacterized. The record is from RefSeq and is a predicted model, not a curated record. The coding region runs from base 394 to 771 and encodes 125 amino acids. The transcript is spliced from 3 exons. NCBI's taxonomy places the organism in Eukaryota, Fungi, Ascomycota, Dothideomycetes, Pleosporales, Pleosporaceae.